Clunio marinus is the source of this 240-nucleotide messenger RNA. NCBI's taxonomy places the organism in Eukaryota, Metazoa, Arthropoda, Insecta, Diptera, Chironomidae. The record is from the annotation of a GenBank genome assembly.
AUGAACUUUAGAAGUUCAAAGCAGAAAACUUUCAUCAAAACAAACAGAGCAGCAGAUAUUAAAUUAUUUGAUGAUUUACAAUUUUUAAAUCGUACAAAAUUAACUGCUGGUACGAAAAUUACAAAAAAAAGGUUAAAAUAUCUAAGAUACGAUCCCAUGCAAAUUACAUACCAUUCAGAUCCCACCCAUCUGAAAAUCAUGUUUGGUGAAAAAAGAAAAUCAUGUGGAAAUCAUAUUUGA